Stegodyphus dumicola is the source of this 1141-nucleotide messenger RNA. Its product is annotated as kelch-like protein 8. The record is from RefSeq and is a predicted model, not a curated record. Lineage: Eukaryota; Metazoa; Arthropoda; Arachnida; Araneae; Eresidae. Gene Ontology annotation, molecular function: protein binding.
UGCCGGUGGAGAUACCGCGUUUUUCGGCUGUACAAUGAAAGGAAUUUCCUUUCAUUAUGGAUUUCUUCGCAUGUAAGAUAAUAUUGGAUGCUUUUCGAACUGUGUAAUACAAUGGGUGAUAUGCUGAUUGAAGAACCAACUAAAGACUCUGUUUUUGAAGUUUCUGGGAUGUUGCAAACUUCAUUUAAUAAACUUUUUGAGUUUCUCCAAAAGGAAAUUCUAUGUGAUGUUGUUAUCAAGGCUGGAAAUAAAUCCAUAAAAUGCCAUCGAAAUGUUUUAGCAAGUUGUAGCCCUUAUUUUCAAGCCAUGUUUACUGCUCCUUUAGUGGAAAGCAAACAGCAUGUUAUAACUAUUGGUGAUAUUGAUGAACUUGCGAUGGAAAUGUUAAUCAAAUUUGCGUACACAGCAAAAGUUGAACUAAAUGCAUCAAAUGCUCAAGCAUUGUUACAUGCAUCAUCAGUUUUACAGUUAGAUGCUUUAGCUCAGGCUUGCUGUGAUUUUAUGAGCUCACAACUUCAUCCUAGCAAUUGCCUUGGUAUUCGUCAGCUUGCUCAUCAACUUGGACAGGUAGACUUGGUAAAAAAGGCAGAUAGCUAUGCAAAAUAUAAUUUUAGACAAGUAGUCUUAAAUGAUGAGUUUGUAUCAAUAAGUGCUAAACAUUUAGAAGAACUGAUUUCAUCCUCAGAUUUAUUUGUGGAUAAUGAAAUUGAAGUAUAUGAAGCAUUGAUGUUGUGGAUCAAACAUGAUGUUGACAGAAGGAAAGAUUUAAUACCUAAACUUCUGUCAAAAGUCCACCUUCCAUUGCUACCCUUAUCAUACCUUCGUAUGUAUGUAGAAUCAGAUUCAUUAGUUCGAAAAAAUUUGGAAUGUCGAGAUUUGUUGGAUGAAGCUUGGCAUUAUCAAAUGUGGCAAGUCAGCCGCUUACCUACAGCCCAUCUGCCAGUUAAUGAAAGGACAAGGCCACGGAAAAGUUAUGCAGGCAUGAUUUUCUGUAUUGGAGGCAGAGGUAUUACAGGAGAUCCAUUCUCGUCUGUAGAGUUUUAUAGUUGGAUGCAUAAUAAAUGGAUUAAACUAAACAGUAUGUCAACAAGUCGUAGACAUGUUGGCUGUGUUUCUGUAAAAGGUAUGAUUUUUUUUUCAA